CCGCGCGCCCUCCCCUCCACUCCACCACUCUCCUCCCACUCUGCUUUGAACGGAGCAACAGUAAACAAACAAACAAUCGGCGCAAGAAAAUCCUCCUCGAUCGGCGUUCCAACGCCGGCACUGGCGGCGCCGCCUCUCCCCGCCGUGCUCCCCCACCGCAUCCACUAGAGCACCACCACCACGCGCCCACUUGCCGAAUUUCUUUACCCGAUUCGAGUCGCGCGGCGCUCGUGCCCGCCGCGCCCGCGCGCUCCACUAGCCCGUCCAAACCGAAUCGAACCCUAGCCCGCCAGAUCCGGAGAUCCCACCCACCUCCGCGGCCGCAAUGGCCGGCGCGCUGCCCUGAUCCGAUCGAUCCCGGUCGCCGCUUCAGUGUGCUGCUGUUCCACCGCCCGGCCGGCCGAUGGACUCCGCCCGGGGCUGGCUCCAGAAGCUGCAGCGGGACAAGGACAAGGGCAAGCCGGGGAUGUCGGCGGAGGGUGGCGAGGGGGACGGGGAGGUCGUGUCCAGCGCCUCCAAGCAGAAGGCGGAGGCGGCCAAGCAGUGCAUCGAGAACCACUACCGGGAGCAGGCCAGAUCGAUGCAGGAGCGCAAGGAGAGGCGUAUGAUGCUGGAGAAGAAGCUUGCUGAUGCUGAUGUAUCUGUAGAGGAGCAAAAUAAUAUCCUGAAGGAUUUAGAAAAAAAAGAGACAGAAUACAUGCGCCUAAGGAGGCACAAAAUGGGCGUCGAUGAUUUUGAAUUGCUGACCAUUAUUGGGAGAGGUGCUUUUGGAGAGGUGAGACUUUGUAGAGAAAAGACUACAUCUAAUGUAUAUGCGAUGAAAAAGCUCAAGAAGUCUGAAAUGUUACGAAGAGGCCAGGUUGAGCAUGUGAGAGCUGAAAGGAACCUCCUUGCAGAGGUUGACAGUGCCUAUAUAGUUAAGCUCUAUUGCUCAUUCCAAGAUGACGAGUUUCUGUACCUCGUUAUGGAGUAUCUUCCUGGUGGUGACAUGAUGACUCUACUUAUGCGCAAGGAUACACUGACAGAGGAUGAAUCUUCGUUUUAUGUUGCGGAGACGAUACUAGCAAUUGAAUCCAUUCACAAGCAUAAUUAUAUUCAUAGGGAUAUCAAGCCUGACAAUUUAUUGUUAGAUCGAACUGGCCAUCUGAAGCUUUCAGAUUUUGGCCUAUGCAAGCCUCUAGAUAGUAGCAGCUUUCCAAAUUUUACUGAAUUCGACAAUGCAGCGGGAAAUAACACCAAUCCAUCAGCAGAUGGUGAUAAGCCAUUAAGUAGCCCUGCUGUUCCCAGGCGAACACAGCAGGAACAACUAUUACAUUGGCAAAAGAAUCGUCGGAUGCUGGCUUAUUCAACUGUCGGUACACCUGAUUACAUUGCUCCGGAGGUCCUAUUGAAGAAAGGAUAUGGAAUGGAAUGUGACUGGUGGUCACUUGGAGCCAUUAUGUAUGAGAUGCUUGUGGGUUAUCCACCAUUUUAUUCCGAAGAUCCCAUGUCAACAUGUAGGAAGAUAGUAAAUUGGAGAAGCCAUCUUAAAUUUCCUGAAGAGGCCAAACUUUCACCAGAAGCUAAAGAUCUAAUUAAUAAGCUAUUAUGUAAUGUGGAUCUGAGACUUGGGAUGAAAGGAGCACAUGAAAUAAAGGCUCAUCCAUGGUUUAAAAGCGUUGAAUGGGAAAAGCUAUAUCAGAUGGAAGCAGCUUUCAUACCUGAAGUUACUGAUGAGUUGGACACGCAGAACUUUGAGGAUUUUGAGGAGACUGCACCUCCCAUGCAAACUUCAUCAAAGGCAGGUCCUUGGAGAAAGAUGCUUUCCUCCAAGGACAUGAAUUUUGUCGGUUAUACUUACAAGAAUUUUGAAAUAGUGAAUGAUCCUGAACUUCCAGGGAUAGCUGAAUUAAAGAAAAAGAAUAACAAGCCAAAACGACCAACCAUCAAAUCAUUAUUUGAGUGUCCUGAAAGCGAUGACCAGCCUGAAGGCAGUUUCCCAGGCCAAUUGUCACCACAACUAGAGUUAUCCGAGAGCCCCUCACCUCAUUCCAGUAUCUCCUCCGAAGAUUCCCAAGCACAGCAUAGAUAGCAGGCAUAUAUUUUCUGGUACCUGUAUUCUGUAAACAAAAGCAGAAAAGCAACAACAAGGAUUUUGGUCCUUUACACAGAUGGAUGGCAGCCUACUCAAGUGGCUAUUUUGAAAGGGAAAUCUUAAAGAGUAUCUAAAAGGUCCACAUAAUUUGCUUUUGAACAGCCAUUGGAGGUGCUCCAGUAGCCAUUUUGUAUGUUGGAGCAUGCAUCCUGUACAUUGUAACCUCUUUUUAGACGAAUCUACAAUCCCGAGCAGGCUGAUUGACAUACAGAGAGGCUCUCCUGUAAAUUCAUGGAUCCUGUGCAAGGAUGAGAUUCGUUCGCCGUUGGAACAUGUCAUGGUAUGCUGCCAGUUUUUUUUCGCGCAGAAAUCUGCAUUUCCACAUUCCCGUCGUGAGAUUUGCGACAGCACAAAGAGGUUGCGAGGAACAAGAAAGUUUUACUAUCAAGGAUACUCUGUAAAAGAAUGCUCAGUUUGUCUCAUAUAUAGCUAAAUAUUGUUCUUUGGUCUGUCAUUUGUAGUAAUGUUUCCAUGUCAAUGUUCUCAGCCCAUGUUUAUGAUCUCAGUUUGUACUGAACACAUGUGAAUCCUGAAUAUGACGUUUCUCCUUCUGUA
Messenger RNA from Lolium perenne, 2689 nucleotides. RefSeq lists its product as uncharacterized. Gene Ontology annotation, molecular function: ATP binding; protein serine/threonine kinase activity. Gene Ontology annotation, biological process: protein phosphorylation. The record is from RefSeq and is a predicted model, not a curated record. NCBI's taxonomy places the organism in Eukaryota, Viridiplantae, Streptophyta, Magnoliopsida, Poales, Poaceae.